This is a messenger RNA of Mus pahari (shrew mouse), 5527 nucleotides long. It is a transcript of the gene Il4r, whose product is annotated as interleukin 4 receptor. Bases 1054 to 2814 code for a protein of 586 amino acids. Lineage: Eukaryota; Metazoa; Chordata; Mammalia; Rodentia; Muridae. Gene Ontology annotation, molecular function: cytokine receptor activity; protein binding. The record is from RefSeq and is a predicted model, not a curated record. Gene Ontology annotation, cellular component: membrane; external side of plasma membrane. The transcript has 12 exons. Gene Ontology annotation, biological process: cytokine-mediated signaling pathway; production of molecular mediator involved in inflammatory response.
CCAGGCGGCGUAGGAAGCCGGGCGAGGUCCUUCUCGCAGGAAAGCCCCGCGCGGCGCGUGGAGCCUGAACUCGCAGGUUCUGGCUGGAUUUCUUGAAGCUGAGGAGAAGCAGAGGGACCUGGCUUCUGAUUUUGGAUCUGCGUGCUUGCUAGUUCUGGGGCCUGCUGGACUAGUUCCUGAAACCUAGGACUUGGGGUUUGCACCUGCUUUUCUUUUGAAGUUGCUGGAGAGGGAGCCCAGGACAUUGUGCAGGCACCUUUUGUGUCCCCAAUGGGGCGGCUUUGCACCAAGUUCCUGACCUCUGUGGGCUGUCUGAUUUUGCUGUUGGUGACUGGCUCUGGGAGCAUCAAGGUCCUGGGUGAGCCCACCUGCUUCUCUGACUACAUCCGCACUUCCACAUGUGAGUGGCACCUGGAUAGCACUGUGAACUGCAGUUCUCAGCUCCACCUGGACUACAGGCUGCUGCUCUUCGAGUUCGCUGUAAACCUCACAUGCAUCCCGAGGAACAGUGCCAGCACCGUGUGUGUGUGCCACAUGGACACAAAUGCGCCCGUCCAAACAGACGAGUACCAGAUGGAGCUAUGGGCUGAGCACAGACAGCUGUGGCAGGGCUCCUUCAGUCCCAGUGGUAAUGUGAGGCCCCCAGCUCCAGACAACCUCACACUCCACACCAAUGUCUCCAACGAAUGGCUGCUGACAUGGAAUAACCCGUACCCAUCGAAUAACUUACUGUACGAAGACCUCAUCUACAUGGUCAACAUCUCCAGAGAGGACAACCCUGCAGAAUUCAUAGUCUAUAAUGUGACCUACAAGGAACCCAGGCUGAGCUUCCCGAUCAACAUCCUGACGUCAGGGCUGUACUAUAGGGCACGUGUGAGGGUCAAAGUGCAGACGUUCACGGGCACCUGGAGUGAGUGGAGUCCUGACAUCACGUGGUACAACCCAAGUAAUGAAAAUCUGUGACUGUGUGACCUUGGGGGCUCCAGUGGUGAGGAGAACUCACGGGACUCCUGGAGCAGUGUAGCUGGCGUGUCAAAAGCAGAAACGCAGGAGAUGGACUUCCAGCCACCCCUGAUACAGCGCCUCCCACUGGGGGUCACCAUCUCCUGCCUCUGCAUCCUCCUGUUUUGCUUGUUCUGUUACUUCAGCAUUACCAAGAUUAAGAAGAUAUGGUGGGACCAGAUUCCCACCCCAGCACGCAGUCCCUUGGUGGCCAUCAUCAUUCAGGAUGCACAGGUGCCCCUCUGGGAUAAGCAGACCCGAAGCCAGGAGUCAACCAAGUGCCCGCGCUGGAAGACUUGUCUAGCCAAGCUGCUGCCCUGCUUGCUGGAGCACAGAGUAAAGAAGAAGACAGAAUUCCCGAAGGCUGCCCCAACCAAGUCUCUCCAGAGUCCUGGAAAGGCAAUCUGGUGUCCUAUGGAGGUCAGCAGGACCGUCCUCUGGCCAGAGAAUGUUAAUGUCAGUGUGGUGCGCUGUAUGGAGCUGUUUGAGGCCCCCGUACAGAGUGUGGAGGAGGAAGAAGAUGAGACGGUCAAAGGGGACCUGAGCAUGUCACCUGAGAACAGCGGAGGCGGCUUCCAGGAGAGCCAGGCAGACAUCAUGGCCCGGCUCACUGAGAACCUGUUUUCGGACUUGUUGGAGGCUGAGAAUGGGGGCCUUGGCCAGUCAGGCUUGGCAGAGUCAUGCUCCCCUCUGCCUUCAGGAAGUGGGCAGGCUUCUGUGUCCUGGACCUGCUUCCCUGUGGGGCCCAGUGAGGAGGCCACAGGCCAGGUCACAGAGCAGCCUUCACACCCAGGCCCUCUUUCAGGCAGCCCAGCCCAGAGUGCACCUACCCUGGCUUGCACACAGGUCCCACUUGUCCUUGCAGACAAUCCUGCCUACCGGAGUUUUAGUGACUGCUGCAGCCCGGCCCCAGAUCCUGGAGAGCUGGCUCCAGAGCAGCAGCAGGCCACACAUCUGGAAGAAGAGGUCCCUCGAAGCCUGGCUGUCCUCCGUUCUUCAGGACCACCAAUGCAGCAAGUGGAGAGCUGGGAGCAGAUUCUUCACAUGAGUGUCCUGCAGCAUGGGGCAGCUGCUGGCUCUGCCCCAGCCCCUGCCGGUGGCUACCAGGACUUUGUGCAGGCAGUGAAGCAGGGUGCUGUUCAGGAGCCUGGGGUGCCUGGUGCCGGGCCUUCCGGAGACCCCGGUUACAAGGCCUUCUCGAGCCUGCUUGGCAGCAAUGGUGUCCGCACGGACACAGCAGCAGCGGGGACUGAUAGUGGGCAUGGAGGCUACAAGCCCUUCCAGAAUCCUGUUCCUAACCAGUCCCCGAGCUCCGUGCCCUUAUUUACUUUCGGACUAGACACAGAGCUGCCGCCCAGUCCUCUGAACUCAGACCCACCCCAAAGCACCCCAGAAUGCCUUGGUCUGGAGCUGGGGCUCAAAGGAGGUGACUGGCUGAAGGCCCCUCCUCCUGCAGAUCAGGUGCCCAAGCCCUUCGGGGAUGACCUGGGCUUUGGCAUUGUGUACUCGUCCCUCACCUGCCACUUGUGCGGCCACCUGAAGCAACACCACAGCCCGGAGGAAGGAGGCCAGAGCCCUGUCCUUGCUAGCCCUGGCUGUGGCUGCUGCUACGAUGACAGAUCACCAUCCCUGGGGAGCCUCUCGGGGGCCUUGGAAAGCUGUCCUGAGGGAAUGCCACCAGAAGCCAACAUCAUGUCAGCACCCAAGACACCCUCAAACUUGUCAGGGGAGGGAAAGGGCCCUGGUCACUCUCCUGUUCCCAGCCAGACCACUGAGGUGCCUGUGGGCACCCUGGGCAUUGCUGUUUCUUAGGUGAGUGGGUGAGUGAGUGAGUGGGUGAGUGAGUGUGCUAUUGUUGCUGAGAUCUGAGCUGAGACCAGGGUUCCUCCAAGCCAGGGAAGUACUUCCUGCGAGACAGCCCAGCUGGCAGGCUUCCCAGGAACCCAGAGAAUGGUGAAUUGAAGAUGUGAACUUUGCCUGACCCUGGACGCUCGGAGCCUGACUGUCUCCUCUUCCACUGGCCUGGGCUCUCCUCUCUCACGAAGGAUGCAGGGGCUCCCUGUUCUUGGUCCCACAGCAGUGCUGACUUCCCUAAGUCCCGGGCUCUCCUAGCUGUCGUCCUACCUGCUCGGGCCCAUUUUAUCCACUGAAUACACCUGUCACUCAAGGCUCUCAGCAGUCCCGCCAUAGCUACUGCACGCUCCCAGCUGGAAGCUGGGCCUAGAAACUCACAGAUGGCCUGGCAGUGGCAUGAGAGGCCCUAAAAAUGAGUGGAAAUUUUAAUUCGAGAGAGGACAUUCAUUGAACAGCCAGGACUGGGACUCGAGGCAGAGCCUGCUCUCCUCGCUUCGCUCAGUUGUGGAAAGCAACGAGGACACAAACUUGAUUGCCCAAAGUCACUGCCAGUCACCCACAUAUGACCAGAAGCCAAGGCUCCUGGGAUGUGGAAGAUAAACACAGCUGCUGGGUGGCAGGGCCCAGUGGGCACCACCGCUGGCAGCCAGGGCGAGAGACCAUGAGGGAACUGUGGGGCUGGUCCUGGUUGGUGGUCAGGUGGUAGGGAUGGCAGACGCCUGACUGCAGUCUGACUGCGUUCUGGAAGACAGGACCAGGCUCAGCACUGUCUGUGCACGUCCCCACUAUUGCGACACCUAGUCUGUUUGCACGGAGGACAGGACAGGUCACAUGGAGCUUUAUGUCAAUAAAGAUCUUGUCAGUUUUCCUUUAUUGCACACACGCCAAGCCCACAGUGCACGACGGCUGAAAUGUGAAGGCAUGGGGGUGGGGGGAGACAAGGCCCCAGCAGUUGGUUUAAGGGAAUGACAUGGGAAUGGGGCAGAGCUGUGGCUAUUCCAUCCCUCAUCCUUACCCUCCUGCUGCCACAGCUUGUGCCCAUGUGUGCCUGUUCAGAGGAGGGAGUGGAGGACCUUUCCAGGGCAGGGGUCCUCCUCUGUCCCUCACCUUUAGGCUAGAGAUGUUGGAUGUUCCUUAGCACACAGAAGGCGUGAUGCUGGCCGCUAAGUGUUGCUGAAUGUGGCCAGGCAUUGACAUCAGUAGGCCCCAUAUCUUAGGCAAGGGAAUUGGGGUGUGGCAACCUGCCAGAUCAGCACAGAACUUGAAUAUGAUGUUCAGAAGGAGAGACAGAGAGAGACAGAUCGCUUAGGGAGGCUCGAAGGAGGCCACUUUUGAAAUGAGCUCGUGGUAUCUGCAAAAAGCCAGGAAGAACACAGAGCAUGCAGCAGGCGACUCAUGUGUGAAAUUUGAAGCACGGGGAUCUGGUGUGGUCACAGCCUCAGAGAUGAGGGUCCUGGUGUGAUGGGGACGGGUAUGCAGUUAGAUACUGGCGUACCUUAGUUCUGCCUCCUGAGAGUAGAAGCCAGCCUCAGACGUUCACCUCUCAGAACCUUGUCUUUUCAAAGACAACGUCCCACUGUGGCUCAGAUGGGCCUCCAGCAACACCCGGUCUCCUGAGUGCUAGGAUCACAGAUGUGUGCUGCUACACCCAGCUUCCCAGAACUGUCUUACCACAGCCCCAAGCAGGGGAGGAGAGGAAAUGGAGCCAUCCAAGAUCUACCUCCUGUGGGCGUCCCUCUUGCCUGGCUGAAGGAGAAGUCUGGGUUUAAAAUCCCCAUUGCUCAGACUUGCAUCCUGGAGGGAAAUGACUCCCACAGGAAUGAGCUGGCUGUCCCAAGGAAACUUCCCACUGUUGGAACUUCCUCUGUAAAGUACCCCCUUGCAGCUGGGCAUGGUGGUGCCUGUCUUUAACAGUGGUUGAGAGCCAGGGAGUUUGAGGCUUAGCCUAGGCUUUUACAGUGAGAUCCUGGUCAAUAAACCCAGCUUCCCAGUCCAGCACUUGACCUUCAAGCUCUGACCUCUGGAUUAGCCCAGGAUUUGUUCACAGGUCCUCUGCCUUCCACCCUCUUCCACCACCUGCACCCGCUCCCCUCAUUUGCAACCCAGGAAGCUGCUAAGAUCUGUGUGGUAGCCCUGGCUCCAUUACCACCCUCUUGCCAUCUCCUGGGUGACUGAGAGAACUUAGGGACCAGAGUGAAAGGUACAAGCCUGAGGCACUUGGGAUUCCCUGCCCUGCUGUUGCCUUGCCUCCGGUCUGCCGUCAUUAAUAUAGGAGGUGCCAGCCUGUGCCCUCCUGGCUCCCAUACUCACUAGCACCCAUCGAGAGUUCCAACCCUCACUAGUCUUGUCUCUUCAUUCUAUUCAAGUAUUUAUCAAGAAACUUCUCCCUGAGAGGCAAUUGUUAAAUUUUCUCAGAUUGUGAGCACAAAUCAAAAAUUUUAUUUCAAAUCUGCAGAAAGAGAAUCAGGAUUCACGGAGAAAUGUGUGUGCUGGUUACAUUUCGCAACUGGCAAAAGACCCAGAGAAUCAGCCUAUAGGAGAGGCCUGUUUUGGCUCGUGGUUCAGAGUAUUCCUCCCACCACAGUGAAGAUAGCAUGGUGGCCUCAGGGACUCUCUGCUGUGGAAAGAACUUGCAGUGGGGCUUGUCCGUACCCUAGGGAAAGGAACUGGA